Messenger RNA from Hyposmocoma kahamanoa, 2577 nucleotides. RefSeq names its product ionotropic receptor 21a (gene Ir21a). Bases 1 to 2577 code for a protein of 858 amino acids. Gene Ontology annotation, cellular component: membrane. Gene Ontology annotation, molecular function: ligand-gated monoatomic ion channel activity. Lineage: Eukaryota; Metazoa; Arthropoda; Insecta; Lepidoptera; Cosmopterigidae. The record is from RefSeq and is a predicted model, not a curated record. The transcript has 10 exons.
AUGACGCGUUUAAAAUACACGGUAAUACUAAUGCUAACAUUAGAAUUGGUGAAUAGUCAAGAGAUAGAAUACUAUCCAUCUCAAUCUGCGUUAAAUGGAUUUAAUGCAAAGGCAAAUGUACAUAAAGUGAUAAGUAAAAGAGAUCUUCAAAGUAAAGUGAUAAUAAAUGUGGAAGAAAGCCUUGCGAAUAAGAGUACAAAUUUUAAAACUAACCAAGGGGCAAGAAAACGGGCUACAGACCCAGUGUUUUAUGGACACCCAAAAACCAGAGAGGAAAUAUGGAAUGAACAUUUUCUUCAAAAAAGUACAAUAUUUGACCAAUCUGAGUCGUUAAUAAAGUUGGUUCACAAUAUAACUUUGACAUACCUAUAUGAUUGUACACCAGUGAUACUUUACGAUAGUCAAGUAAAGUCCAAAGAUAGUUACUUAUUCCAGGAUUUGCUUAAAGGCUUUCCAGUGACUUUUAUUCAUGGAUACAUUAACGACAUCGAUCAGUUGGAGGAACCAAAGUUGUUGAAGGGAACUUCUGAAUGCCAUCAUUUUAUAGUUUUCUUGCUUGACGUUGGAACCAGCGGUAAAGUGUUAGGAAAGCAAUCAGAUAGUAAAGUUGUGGUAAUAGCUAGAUCGUCUCAAUGGGCAGUUCAAGAAUUCCUUGCUGGGCCAUUAUCGAGGAUGUUUAUCAAUUUAUUAGUUAUCGGACAAAGCUUUAGGGAAGAUGGUGACUAUACUUUGGAAGCGCCCUACAUUUUGUACACACAUAAAUUGUUCAUCGAUGGUCUUGGAGCUAGUAAACCUGUCGUGCUAAAUUCUUGGACACGUGGAAAGUUCUCUAGAGAGGUAAACUUGUUCCCAAAAAAAAUGACUGAUGGCUACGCGGGUCAUAGGUUUGUUGUUGCUGCUGCUAAUAAGCCACCGUUCGUAAUUAGAAGGAUAAAAUCGGAUGCCGAUGGUGGUAACCCGCGAGUCACCUGGGAUGGUAUUGAAAUAAGGAUGCUUAAGCUGUUAUCUGUAAGAAACAAUUUUUCGAUAGAAAUUAUCGAUGCAAAAGAUCAACUUUUAUUAGGUCCAGGGGACGCCGUGGCCAGAGACAUAUCAACGGGUCGAGCGGACAUAGGCGUGGCUGGCAUGUACAUGACUUCUGAAAGAGGACAUUAUAUGGAUCUAUCUGGCGCUCAUUCACAGGAUUGUGCUGUUUUUAUCACUUUGAUGUCUACUGCUUUACCUAGAUAUCGAGCUAUCCUUGGUCCAUUCCAUUGGCAUGUCUGGGUAGCACUAACGUUCACUUAUCUCUUCGCCAUUUUCCCCUUGGCAUUCUCCGACAAACAUACCUUACGCCAUCUUCUUCAUAACAGUGGUGAAGUUGAAAAUAUGUUUUGGUAUGUCUUCGGUACCUUCACUAACUGUUUCACCUUCGUGGGAAAGAAUUCGUGGACCAGAACGACUAAGAUCACCACAAGACUACUAAUUGGAUGGUAUUGGUUGUUUACAAUAAUUAUCACGAGCUGUUACACGGGAUCUAUAAUUGCGUUCGUCACGUUGCCAGUGUUUCCUGAAACCGUUGAUUCUAUACCACAACUUUUGAGUGGAUUUUAUCGUAUUGGCACUUUGGAUCGUGGUGGAUGGGAGAGAUGGUUCUUCAACUCUUCUGAUGAUUUGACAAACAAGCUCUUAAAGAAGAUGGAAUUUGUGCCCAAUGUAGAAGCAGGCAUCAGGAAUACAACCAAAGCAUUCUUCUGGCCAUAUGCCUUCUUGGGAUCACAGGCUGAGUUGGAAUACAUUAUUCAGACGAAUUUUACUAAAAUCAAAUCAAAGCGAGCAGUGCUUCAUAUAUCAAAUGAGUGCUUUGUCCCAUUCGGAGUAACAGUUGGUUUUCCCAAAAACGCUCUACAUACCUCCAAGCUAAGCAGCGACAUACGAAAUAUGUUACAAUCAGGAAUCAUUGCUAAACUUGGCGAUGAAGUUCGUUGGGAAGUACAGAAAAGUAGCAAUGGAAGACAAUUAUCGGUAGGAAAGGGACCGCUAAAAUCCGGCGCAGUAGAAGAAAAAGGUUUGACAUUGGAAGACACGCAGGGCAUGUUUCUUCUUCUAGGAGCUGGGUUUUUAAUGGCAGUGACAUCGCUUCUUUCUGAGUGGAUGGGAGGCUUUACUAACCGAUGUCGAGCCAUGAGAAACAGAACUAGGAAAGAGAUAGAAAAUAAUAUCAGUGUUUCUGAAGAAAAUCUUUUAGCUACUCCAAAAUCCACAGACGAUAAUAUUAAAAUAAUGGACAGUACAGUAGGUCGACUUAAUAAUUUUACAAGAUCUAUCAGCGCUGGUUCUAGGGAAACCUUGGACGGGCAGAUAAUUAACAUUACUGAAGAAAAUAUCUUGGUUCAUAAUAAUUUGGACACUGAUGCUUGGGGUUCUCGAAGGUCGAGUUCCGUAGAUCUAGAUAGGGAAAUCAGAGAGAUAUUUGAAAAGGAUGAGAGUAGAAAAACGAUGGUAGACGAGGACGUUGUGGAAGUAGAUGACGAAGAUAGAGUAGAAACUGCUCGCAAUGGCGCCCUGUUUGGAGAUCGAUUGAAGUCCAAAAUAUAA